UGCAGGGUUCCAAUAAUUUAUUUUUUAUUGUGGUAUUGGAAUCAAUAUGGCGCAUGUUGAUAUGACAAAUUGACAGCUGUGUUUUGUCCCGUACGUUAGCUGUGAUGUUUAUUUUACAUCUCCAGGCAGAUAACAACAAUAUAUAACCAUGACGAGGCCGUUCGGUAAUAACGACAAGCGUUUUUCAAUCGACGAUGCAUUUGAAGAAGAAACCGAUGAAGCCAUUAAAGUUUACGGUGCUACAGGAGACAGAUCGCCUUUACAGAACAAAUACAAGAAUGGAAAUGAAUAUUUGGCCAGCACCAAAACCUACAAAUGCACAGAGGACACGACGUCGAGAGAUUCGGACUCCCUGAUUCACGAGUAUGUGGAGGCAACGCAGUCCAUGUACUGCUGGAAUCAUCCGAAGGUCCGGGAGAACUGGAAGACGGUGUGUGCAGCCGUUGUGCUGCUACUAGUCGGAGUGGGGCUGCUCGGCAUGGGAGCCUUCGCAGUCGCCGAGCCGGAGAACGGCCUCCAAGGUGCAGUAUUCUUUGUAGCCGGCAUGAUCUGCUUCGUGCCCGGCGCCUACCACGUCGUGUACAUCUGGCUCGCCGCCCGGGGACAGAGAGGCUACGACUUCUACCACCUCCCGUUGUUUACCUGAUUUAUUUUACCUUUUAAGUUUGUGUAAGCUUGUAAAAUGAGUGUAAAUUAUACGAGGAGUCGGAAUAUCAUGUCUGGAGAUGUUUGUUUUGCGGUUUGUUUUGUUUUGCUCUCUAAAGAAGUUAAAUCGAUCCGAUGUAGGUAUUGUAGAUAAAUGAACAAAAAAACAGUAAUAAGGGUA
Messenger RNA from Spodoptera littoralis (African cotton leafworm), 826 nucleotides. Lineage: Eukaryota; Metazoa; Arthropoda; Insecta; Lepidoptera; Noctuidae. The record is from the annotation of a GenBank genome assembly.